GGUUUGUGUGUCUCGGAUGACAGUGAAAAUAACAGAAACGAAAGCCGAUGUGUCUGUUUGUGCUGUGUCAUCAUGCAGUGGAAAUCAUGUUGUGUCUACAGCAUCGGCGUCUUUUCUGUUGUUAUUUUGAUCGUGGGGAUUUCUUUGAUAACGACCGGGGUGUUUCCACAUUUGAUGUAUUCUGUGAUUGAAAAGAACGUGGUGUUAAAAAAUGGUACAGAGGUUUUUAAGGCGUGGGAGGACCCACCCUCACCUGUCUACAUGCAGUUUUACUUCUUCAACGUGACCAAUCCCAUGGAGGUGCUGGAAGGUGAAAGGCCAGCUGUGCUGCAGGUUGGACCCUACACAUACAGAGAAUACAGACCCAUGGAGCAGGUGGAAUUCCUGGAUAAUGGCACAAAAGUUGCAGCCAUCAACAGGAAGACGUACAUAUUCCAGCCUGAUAUGUCAUAUGGUCCAGAGAGUGAUGUCAUCAGGACAGUCAACAUCCCUGCCAUGACGGUGAUGGAGAAAUUCAAGGACAUGUCUGCUGUGGCCGAGAUGAUCUCGGCUUACAUGAGGUCAACAGGUGAAGGUCUGUUCACCAGCCGUACCGUGAGAGAGCUGCUGUGGGGAUAUGAAGAUGGUCUCCUCAAAACUCUAAAACUUUUCAUCCCUGAACUUGAUGAUGUUUUUGGACUCUUCUACAAGAGCAAUGCUUCAGAUGAUGGACAGUAUGUUUUCUUUACUGGUCAACAAAACUACAAAGACUUUGCUCAAGUGGACACGUGGAAUGGUGAAAGCUCAUUGAACUGGUGGACAACAGACGAGUGCAACAUGAUCAAUGGAACCAAUGGAGCAUUUUUUCAUUCAGUCAUAAAUAAGAAUGAGACUCUCUACAUGUUCAUCUCUGACAUGUGCAGGUCACUGUACACCCUGUACGAGGAGGACGUGACGGUCAAAGGGAUCCCCGGUUAUCGCUUCACUCCUCCCAGCAAAGUGUUUGCCAAUUUGACCGUGAACCCGGACAACGCCGGCUUUUGUGUCCCUGCUGGAAAUUGCAUGGGUUCUGGCCUUCUCAAUGUCAGCGUAUGUAAACAAGGCGCCCCCAUCGUAAUGUCUUCACCACACUUCUACCAGGCAGAUGACAAAUUUGUUGAGGAUGUGUUUGGCAUGCAGCCUGACAAGGAGCAGCACCAAACUACUGUUGACAUCAACCCGCUUACGGGAAUCCUCCUACAAGCAGCCAAGAGGCUUCAGAUCAACAUCUACGUACAGCAAGUACCAAGAUUCAGCCAAACAGGAAAAGUGAGGACUGUGGUCUUCCCUGUGGUUUAUCUCAAUGAGAGCACUGUCAUUGAUGAUGCGUCGGCAGUGAAGCUUCAGGCGAUUGUUUCCAAGCAGAAUGUGGUGGAGAAUAUUCCGUUCAUAUUUAUUGGCCUCGGAGUCCUUCUGGGAGCAAUCUUUAUGAUUAUGAUGUGCCAACAGAAAGUCCCAGAGAGCACUACUGCUGAGCGAGAGCCGCUGCUCAGCUCAAAGCACCAAACUGCAGACUGAACACAGAAGGAUGUCUGUCUUUGCAGUGUCAGUAUUUCCAAACUUCACUGGAUCCAGUUUUUUUUUUUUUUUUUUAAGUAUUAACUGAAAACACCACAUUGAUUUUGAAACCAUAUUCAUGUAUUUUAAUACAUUUAUAAAACUGGCUCAGUAAACAAAGUGACAGAA
This is a messenger RNA of Thalassophryne amazonica, 1704 nucleotides long. It is a transcript of the gene scarb2c, whose product is annotated as scavenger receptor class B, member 2c. The record is from RefSeq and is a predicted model, not a curated record. Gene Ontology annotation, biological process: protein targeting to lysosome; receptor-mediated endocytosis. Lineage: Eukaryota; Metazoa; Chordata; Actinopteri; Batrachoidiformes; Batrachoididae. The coding region runs from base 73 to 1536 and encodes 487 amino acids. Gene Ontology annotation, molecular function: scavenger receptor activity. Gene Ontology annotation, cellular component: cytoplasm; lysosome; membrane. The transcript has 12 exons.